Messenger RNA from Thermothelomyces thermophilus ATCC 42464, 1419 nucleotides. RefSeq lists its product as uncharacterized. Gene Ontology annotation, cellular component: centrosome; cytosol; nucleoplasm. The record is from RefSeq and is a predicted model, not a curated record. The transcript is spliced from 5 exons. The coding region runs from base 1 to 1419 and encodes 472 amino acids. Lineage: Eukaryota; Fungi; Ascomycota; Sordariomycetes; Sordariales; Chaetomiaceae.
AUGUCGUGGUUCGAGCGAAUCGCAGCAGAAGCAGCGCACGUCGAGAAGAAGAGCGAGGGGACGACUCCUCAGGAAGUCGCCAACAAGCUUGCUCAGCAUGUUCCUCAGUCCUUCACUCUGCGAGAGCUCGCGGAUGCCACGAGAGAAGUGCUCGGCCAAGCUCGUGCAUCGAAACAAAGGAGGGAAAAGGCCGGGACUUGCCUAGUCUCACUUCUUGCUUGCCUGCGCUGUGAGGACCGAAUCGCCCACGGAGCUGCCGGAGACGACGAGGACGCAGUCAAGGAGCUCGCGCUGGGCGUGGCGAAUGUCAUCGCGCCCGUGGCCACCCAACACGAGGAACUGGAUGGGACCGGUCAACAGACCGAGUUAUCGGGCCAAGAGCUGCUCCAGCGCAGCGAGGAGUUCUCUGAGCAGUGUCGGGAUCUGGCAGUCCCCGGCGUCGAAAUCCUCGAAGCGCUCGUGAAGCGAACCGCCAGCCCGGUGCGGCUGGAUGACGAGGUCCUGCUCACCCUCCUCGCCUACACCGACGAGACGCGACCCCAGCGGCCGAGCACGGAGACCAAGGCGACCGCCGACAGACUCCUGCAGCAGCAGCUACUCGGCGUCCCGGGAGCGCCUACCAAGGAGCAGUUCAUCACCGAGACGGUCCUCCAGACCUUCCUCCGCCCGCUCUUCUCCAAGUCCAAGCCCUCCACCAUCACGGCCUCGGGCCGCAAGGCCGAGUACGUCGAUGGCGCUGCCAGCCGGGCUGAGAGCAUGCCGGACGACACGGCCCAGACGAAGCCGUGGAAGUUCACCGACCUGCGAACCAUCCCUGCGGUAGGAUGGGCGGUGCGCGAAGCAGAUACCCAACUCAUCGCCAAGCACUGGCCCCUCUUCAUCCCCGUCCUGCUCACCCUCGUCGACGACAUCGCCACGUCCGUCCGCCGCCGUGGCCUGCUCAUCCUGGCAGACUUCCUCGGCAAGAUGCCCGACAGGACCCUACACGACACGGGGCUGGCAAAGGUGUUCGAGGACGCCGUCUUCCCGACGCUCGCCUUCCUCCCCGGCCUGACACCCGAGCAAGAGUCGGUAGAGCUGCUCGGCCCGGCGUACCUCGCACUGCGCAGACUCGCCGAUAAACAGCCUGCGGCGGGGAAGGACGGGAUCGCGGGGGCACCAAAGAACACCCUGCUCGACAAGAUGCUUCGCGAGGGGGUAUUCAUGGGAUAUUUUCAUGCCAAGGAGCAUGUCAACAUCGUGGAGGUGCUGUGUCAGCAGACAGAGACGAUACUGAACGAGAUGGGCGUGCAUGCGGUGAAGCAUCUCAAGGUGAGCUCCCCAGCUCUCUCUGCUAGCAUAUUUGAGGGCCCCGAACUCAUAUCGGCGUUCCCCCCAACCCGUCCCUUCAGGAUCUCGUACCUAUGUGCUCGGCAAUAA